CGCAGACAGGACAGGAAUGUUCUGCGCAUGCGCCGGUGAGCGAGGGACGUUUGGUUUAUCAACAGCCUUUCACUUUCAAGACACAAAGACAAUGACAGCGCGAAAAUAAAGUUGCUGCAAGUGUAGCGGUCGUCGAAGCAGAGUCAGGUGUUCACCCUGUGGAUACGGAGAUUAGGAUUAAUACAGCAUGUCUGCCACCGAGCCCCUCAUCAGAACGAGACAGACGGAGACAAAAGUCAAUGGAAUCUCAACUCAGGUCGUCUGUACAGAAUUCAGCAAUUACAUAUUCAUAGUCCUCACCCAGUACGGCAAGAUUGGGACAUUGAUAUCUGUCACGCCUGACUCCAGAUCUAACGAUAUCGGCACCCCAAUGUUCUCCACCAAAGUACUGCUGGGAAAAGACGAGCCUCUCACACACGUCUGUGCCAAGAACCUGGUAACGUUUGUGUCGCAGGAAGCCGGAAACAGGCCUAUCUUGCUGGGACUGGCCCUGAAGGACUCUUCCUUAGAAGCAAUAAAACACAUGAAAGAAAUCAUCAAAAGUUGUCAAGUCUGGUAGCAGAUCAUGAGUGGGAGCAGUAAAAUUACUCACCAAUGGACCAGAAGCCUGAAAGUUUGGUGAAAUGCAGCCCACUUGUUUGCCCUCGUGCGGCUUCUUUCUUGUAUCUUACCUUUUCUAGCUGCAAUUUAUAAUGUUUUACUCUUCUACUCUUUUCUAAAUGCAACUGAAGUAAAUGUCAGUCUGUAAUAAAGAAGCCUUGAGGCUAACUUUUCCGAGCUCAGUUUCAUUGAUUCUCAUGUUGAGACUUGAGACAUUAAAGCAUCGCUAGCAAGCAAGUUAUUUUGCAUGUCACUGGGUUCUGUAAUAAAUAGGGAUUUGAUGAAUGGUCUAUGUUUAGGUACCUUGCAGUAGAUGGACAGUGUUUCCAACAAAUAUCUGAAAUACAUGUUAAACCGUUGUGUAUUUUGUAACUAAAAAUGAGUGUAUUUUCAUAUUCAAACCUACAAAUAGGCAUACUGACACUCAAGAUUUGUUCAUAACAAAAACACCUUAUACUUCAACAAGUAACUGCAAUAUGUUGAUGUCUUUUUUGCCUGUCUCUGAAAACUUGAUCCAACCAGCCCCACUGAAAAGUAAUUUGAAGUUAGCACUGUUAACUUUUUUAUGCACAAGAAAAUCACAGUCACUUAGCAGACUAAUCCCUACCAAACUGGAAAAUUAGGGAAGCCCUAAUCUAAUUCGGUUGGGGUCUUCAUGUUUUAUUUAUCAAAUAUAGUCUCAUUACAGUAGCUUCCAGUGCAGUUUGGCGUUGAUUUUUUAAAGUCUUAUUCAUCAUCCUCAAAGCAAUGCAUCAUUUGGUGCCAAUUAUAUUGCAGAUCUUACAGCACCCCAUGAGGAAAAUCAGUUUUACAGUUGGUCCACAAAGCUCCACUUACUAUCCCCAAGUCAGGACUGCAUGAUGACAUUUGACUUUGU
Molecule: messenger RNA, 1477 nt
Organism: Myripristis murdjan (pinecone soldierfish)
Lineage: Eukaryota; Metazoa; Chordata; Actinopteri; Holocentriformes; Holocentridae
Gene: psmg3
Product: proteasome (prosome, macropain) assembly chaperone 3
Exons: 3
Coding region: 188-559 (123 amino acids)
Biological process (GO): proteasome assembly
Source: RefSeq, a predicted model, not a curated record